AUGGACGAAAUUCCCGCCGCCUCGAACGAAGAAAUCCUGUCGGCCAUCCACGUCUUACAGCGCCGGGUUGACACCUGCACAUCGACGGUUCAACAACCCAAACCCAUCCCAACAUUCAAGAGCGAAGGGAACAAACAACAGUUUGAACACUCUAAAAAGGUCGAAAGAUUGAUUGAGAGAGGCAUCGCCCUAAACGAGCAGGGGGAUUUUGACGGUUCCAUGACACAUCAUGUGUCGGGUUACCAUUUUGACACGACAGCGCUAACCCUGAAGGAAGCACUCCGAGAACUUAAUGACAGGCAAAAGCUGAUAAGAAUCGCUGACCGGUCGCCACUCGGAUGGUCAACUGUAAACGAAUAUGUCGCCGAUGAACUUGCCGACGACUCGGGCGAUGAGAAGCGUCUUCGAAAGGCGGAGAAAGCCGCUUCUGCAAAAAGAGCGGAAUCUUCGGCCAAAAGGUCGACCCGGGGAAGGCCCCGCCCAUAUCCUCGCCCUGCUCAACGCCCUGUUGGUUCUUUUCGCCGCUUCCCGGCCACCUUCACACCAAAUUUUCAGCGCCGCUACGAUAACCGUGUCUGCUUCCAGUGCGGCAUCGCCGGUCACGUCCGUACCAGUUGUCCAGCUAUCAGAGCCAGUCGGCAGCCAUUACGCCAGCAACCAGGGCCCCCAGGCGUCACCCAAGGAACCCUUUAGAGUGAAGCUACCACCAGGAGU
Messenger RNA from Strongylocentrotus purpuratus (purple sea urchin), 714 nucleotides. RefSeq lists its product as uncharacterized. Gene Ontology annotation, molecular function: nucleic acid binding; zinc ion binding. The coding region runs from base 1 to 693 and encodes 230 amino acids. The transcript has 3 exons. The record is from RefSeq and is a predicted model, not a curated record. NCBI's taxonomy places the organism in Eukaryota, Metazoa, Echinodermata, Echinoidea, Camarodonta, Strongylocentrotidae.